Messenger RNA from Corythoichthys intestinalis (scribbled pipefish), 4308 nucleotides. RefSeq names its product N-alpha-acetyltransferase 60, NatF catalytic subunit (gene naa60). The transcript is spliced from 6 exons. NCBI's taxonomy places the organism in Eukaryota, Metazoa, Chordata, Actinopteri, Syngnathiformes, Syngnathidae. The coding region runs from base 203 to 931 and encodes 242 amino acids. Gene Ontology annotation, cellular component: Golgi membrane. Gene Ontology annotation, molecular function: protein-N-terminal amino-acid acetyltransferase activity; histone acetyltransferase activity. The record is from RefSeq and is a predicted model, not a curated record. Gene Ontology annotation, biological process: N-terminal peptidyl-methionine acetylation.
AAAACCGGAAGAAAACAUCCGGUCGCCAGCUUUGGUCAGAUUAGCUUAGUUUAAGCGUCGUGCAUUGAUAACAGUAAUGAGAAUCAAGAGUGGACAUGAGUUCUGUCAUGUUGUGCUCACUGUAGGGAUCCGCUCGGUUUACUACCAAGGAAUAUAAAGCUCAUUGACGUUCCUUCGGUGCGAGGGUUGAAAUAAGGUGUGAAUGAGUGACGUGGUGCCUCCCACAGCUCUCAGUGAAGUCCAGCUACGAUUCCUGUGCCACGAUGACAUAAACAGUGUCAAACUGCUCUGUGGUGAUUGGUUCCCAAUCGAGUACCCAGACUCAUGGUACCAGGACAUCACCUCGAACAAAAAGUUCUUCUCCCUUGCUGCCACCUUCAGAGGAGGCAUUGUGGGAAUGAUAGUGGCCGAGAUCAAAAGUCGGACCAAAGUGCAUAAAGAGGAUGGAGAUGUCCUUGCUUCUAGUUUUCCUGUGGACACACAGGUAGCCUACAUCCUCAGCCUGGGAGUGGUCAAAGAGUUCAGGAAACAUGGCAUAGGCUCCUUACUGCUGGACAGUCUGAAGGAGCACAUUUCUACAACAGCCCAGGACCACUGCAAAGCAAUCUACCUGCAUGUUCUCACCACCAAUAACACUGCCAUCCAUUUCUAUGAGAACAGGGACUUCAAGCAACACCACUACCUGCCCUACUACUACUCCAUACGUGGCGUCCUGAAAGAUGGAUUCACAUACGUCCUCUAUAUCAACGGGGGUCAUCCCCCUUGGACAAUAUUUGAUUAUAUCCAGCACAUUGGUUCAGCCCUAGCCAACCUGAGUCCCUGCUCUAUCCCACAGAGAUUGUAUCGACAGGCCCAGUCUCUGCUGCGAUCUCUGCUACCGUGGUCCAACAUCGCCUCCAAGACUGGCAUACAGUACAGCCGAACAAUGUGACGCGUCGCAGGUUUUGAUCUCCUUCCGCAUCACCGCUAAACUUAUUUUUUCUCAACUUCUUGUGCUUUCUCCCCAAGUGAUCUGUACUCUUCAGUCUUUCCCAAUACAGAUAUACAUUCACAUCCUCAGCAUGUUGCGUAUGACAUAGAUUCUGGGUUCGUUUAUUUAAGCCCUCACCUGAUUCAGUGCAUGUUUGACACGGCACGGAAUCUGUCUCUUUGCGUGCGCUGCUAAAGAUGGUGGUGGUUACAGUGCAGCGAUAUCAAAAGUGCAAUGUUGAGUUACAAAGACUGGGCAAAUGCAGAGAAAACCUUUGUCGUCAGUUAUUCUUUCCCGUCACUACUACCUAUACCAUUCCCUGCGUGCGAUAUUAGAUUGUGUUUAGCCCAAUGUAUCAAAACAGAGCAGAGGCUGAGCAGAAGUCAUUUUUCUUGUGUGGAAGGGAUUUUAAACUCGCUGUACACUGGAGUUGACUACAGUGGUUCAAAACGUACUUAUAUUUCUGACUCACUUCAUCCAUUUCUUUCACUUGUGUGUCUACGUUUGGUAUAUUAUAUAUACUAAGGUAAUAGAUUUAUUAUACUGCAUAAUGUACUGAGUGUAUUAUAUUAUUAUACAUUUUUAAAUAAGUACACUUUGCCUGCGUGACUGGAUAUAAUAUGAGUCCAUGACAAAUUGUGACAUAGGGACCCAGGAACAAAUCGCAUUUGACUGUGAAUCUAGCAGCGCUCUUAGGGCUUGUAGUGUAGAAUAUAGACUUUUUGUAUAAUUUAUUGGGAACAAUGAAACAAUGCAGAUUGGCGAAUAUUUUAGUAUCACUGAUGUGUCAAAUGCUGUUCCCUUUUUCAUCAUGAAUGAGAUUUAUUUUCUUUGUGCAAUAAUUAAAUGUACUGUAUUUGUCACGUCAGCGCCGAACACAGACGAACACAUUUUAGCUUGGCACUAGAGUUGGAAUAGGCCGCAACACAAUGUUUACAGGCGUUUUGCGUUGCACAGUGCAGUUUUAAAGUCUUAUCUGGCGAUUCAUUCUUUCAAAACUAGCAAUUUAAUCCAUACAAGAAGGGCACAGUUGCUCAAGUCCUAUUUUAAACGUUUGGAAAAUAACGAUGCAGUUGGUCACUCCCUUGUCUGUUAAGUUGCUGCUAAGGUAAAUGAAUGACCACUUUGUUUGUCAAUAUUUAACCAUGAUUUUUGUUUGAUUUAAACAUAUGUUUGAUAAAGAGAUCAUGUAUAAACAAUGCUCCUAAAAUAGAAAUAUGUGACCUGGCACGGCAAAAUGAGUUUGGUGGUUUGUGCGAAGAUAAGAACAAGCUAAUGCUUUUUAUUACGGAAAAUCUUUAUAUCCUCCCUUCCUAAUUUCAGCUCAUCAUAAUGUAGAAUUGUUAACUAAUUGUCCGCCAUUGUUGGCGCUAGACGCCUAAUCCAUUCUGACGUCUUGGUUAAGUACCAUUAACAAAAUGCAAUUUUUUAACAUUUUGUGACAUUCAUUUUAUGACAAUGGGACUUUUAAUGAAUAAAGAAGAUGUUACCAAUGCAAAAGAAUUUCAUCUAUUGAAACAUCAUUUUGACUAAUCUCCGCCAACUCAUUUUGCUAAACCUGGUCAGAUAUUUGUUACAUUUGUGUGUGUGAAAGGUUAGGAAUUAGCACGUAUAAGUGCCAAAUGUUGGCUCUAAUUCAGCCAACCCGUUGGAUCCCUCCACUCUGAUUGUGGCUUGUCACACAUCAUGGAACAGUGACUGUGAAACGUGUUGUUCAAAAGUGUGAAUUUCAAAAGAACAUUUCAAACAAUUUGUAUGCAAUACAAUUUUCCUUGGAUUGUAACAACUUUAUGACUUUUUUUUUUGUUUGUUUUGUCUUUGAUAACAUUGGUUCGGACAUUCAUUCAAUUCAUUUUAAUCUUAAAUACUGUUUUGAAAAGACUGAAUCACAAACAAAAAGAUUAUAUUCAAACACCUAUUUUACAUUUUGCUUGUCUUCAUAAUGGUAACAGGUGAGCAGGCAUCUCUCCCAGCUGACUUUGGGAGAGAGGUGGGAUACAACCUGGAUUAGCCAUCAGUAGAGCUGUGCAAAAUAUUAACGAUUUAUCGGUAAAUUGCUAUAUGAAGUGACAUGGUACACAUUGCAAUACAAUGUUUGGUUUCCAAUAUAUUGUGUAAAUAUCUUUUUGAGAAAUGCAUAAUUGUUAGAGCUGUACAAUGGUUAGAAAUUUUAAUCGUGAUUAAUCACAGAUUUAUGAUGAUAAAUCGCAUUCGGUACAAUGAAUGCAAAAGUAAUAAUUAGGAGACUUAUUUUAAAUGUACUGCCAUACUAAUGAAAUAAUCAAUUUUAACUCAUUGGCUGCCAUUGACGGUGAUAGGCAGUAAAAGAACAGAUGUUCAUUUGCUGACACCCCUACCAAUUCAAAUGGAUUGGAUGUCUUCUAAUGACAAACCUAUUUAAAAAAAAAAAAAAAAAAAAAACAAUCGGAUUUGUGUCACGGUCAAUGGCACUUAAAGAAUGUAUUCUUAACCUGCCGUUUUCGUACACUGAUUAAAUCUAGGCUAAGUGGCUUUUCAGACCAGGUUUAGGACUAGUUUGCUCUUAAUUUACAGGUGUAUUCCUUUCUGCUAGCCCUCAAUCUGAUGGGAGGAGGAACUGGUUUGCUCAGUGGAAGGUUGACCCGCACUUGGUAUGCGGGAAUACAACAGACCAGUGGGCAGCGUGGUCUCAAAUUUUGACCCGUUUAUAAAACAGGCUGUCAAAAUGCGAAGAAUUUCGAACGGGAAUUUGCUAAAUUAUUAGUUUGAUAGCUUGGAUUUAUCAGUUUUGAAUUAAUUUUGAGAAAAAAAAAACAAGAUUUAUUAUUGAAUUCCUAAGGGUUCGGUGAAUCCACAUGAGAAACUUGUGGUGUUCGGGACCUUUAGCAAGGUUAUUAACAACUGGUCUAGAUGGGAACAUUUUCCCUACCACUAGGGAUCAGUGCUGCAUUCCAAAUGGCACAAUACGGCCUCGUCGUGUACUACCAAUGCUAACACUGUAAAAUCAGCAAAUAGUUGCACUUAAAAUAAAAAAAUGGCAGUAUUUGACUUAAGAACACUAUUAACCAGUGUCUCCAGACUUCACCUUUUUUGCCUUUCAUACUACAGAAUCAAGCAACUUCCCCCUACUAGCUCAUAAAAUCAUAACCAAGUUCCACUUUAAAUAACGUCUAUUUAUUAGACAUAGUAAAUUGUGGUGAGAACAUGACUAAUCCCCCCCUCCAAAUGUGUGGUUGUUUCACUGGCUCAAUUAAGGUUGAAAAACAAUUAUUUAGUGGACAUAUUGUACUUUUAUUAUUUUGUGGUUUGGACAUAAUGUCACAAAAUACCACAAAUUGCAUGUACAGACAAAAUCAGUA